GAUAUAUAGAGAGACGAAUCCUCGUGGAAUUCACCGGCCCAAGGGUUUUCGUAACGCUUGUUUUUUCUAACUGUUCCACUCCACUAGUGGCUAAUAACCAGAGUGGCGCACAAUAGAAUAACCGACUUGUGUCAUUAGUCAAAGAAGCGCAUAAUAGAACAAUUAACUCGUGCCUCUGUGGGUCCCAUAUUUUAAUUAUAGGCGCGUCCCUUAACUUUUUUGUACUAUGUCAAUGGGCUGAAAGCCCACAACUUAAUUUAGGCUGCGGCAAUUGUUACUGCGUAAAAGGCUAUACAUAAUGGGCCUAAGCCCAUAUGUAUAGAAGGUGGGAUAAAAUAAUUACACUCCCGCCGAGGCUCUUCCCUUGUCCCGCCUCUCUCGCUCAAACACUUUUGACUAGAGAAAUCGGAAGAACAAAAAUUUCCCGAUAAUCUUCCCCAACUUUUUUUGUUACGAUCUUUGCUUAGAUUUCGUCUGGAAUAAUUCGAUAGGCGAGGAAAUUAUGAGGGAAGAAGAAAUUGAGAAGAUCCGAGGCGUGGUUCGAGACUGCGUCAGUAAGCAUUUGUACUCGUCGGCCAUCUUCUUCGCCGACAAAGUAGCAGCUCUUACCAAUGACCCAUCUGACAUAUAUAUGCAAGCUCAAGCUCUUUUCCUCGGCCGCCAUUACCGUCGCGCUUUUCACCUUCUUAACGCUUCUAAGAUUGUCCUCCGAGAUCUUCGAUUCCGUUACCUCGCCGCAAAGUGCCUCGAGGAAUUGAAGGAAUGGGAUCAGUGUCUAUUGAUGCUUGGUGAUGCGAAGGUUGAUGAUGAUGGAAUUGUGUAUGAUGCUAAAGACGGGAACGUGAUAGAUUUUGAUAAAGAUGGAGAGGACCGAGAGAUUAAUAUAUCAUCGGCGAUAUGCUUUCUAAGAGGAAAAGCAUACGGAGCCUUACAAAACCGGUCUCAGGCUCGACAAUGGUACAAAGCUGCUAUCAAGGCUGAUCCUCUGUGCUAUGAGGCUUUGGAAUGCCUUAUUGAGAGCCAUAUGCUUACAUCUGAAGAAGAAUCGAGUCUGCUUUCUUCACUACAAUUUAGUCCAGAAGACGGAUGGCUCUCUUCUUUCUAUUCAUGCUUGAUUAAGAAGUAUGACAAAGAGAGCACAGUAGAACUCAAGUUUAAGAAGCUUGAGAAUGAGACUAGUGGUAGUGUCUCUGGCUCAUCUAUGAUCACAUUGGCUAAUAACACUGAUCUGUUGGCCUGUAAAGCUGAGUACUACCAUCAAUGCUGUGAAUAUCAGAAGUGUUUUGAACUAACCGCGGCACUCCUUGAGAAAGAUCCUUUUCAUCUGAAGUGUACGCUGGUACAUUUGGCCGCUGCCAUGGAACUUGGUAAUUCAAAUGAGCUCUAUCUAAUGGCGUGCAAUUUGGUUAAAGACUACCCUUCGAAGGCGUUGUCUUGGUUUGCGGUGGGUUGUUACUACUAUUGUAUCAAAAAGUAUGCUGAAGCUCGGCGGUACUUUAGCAAAGCUACGGGUAUUGAUGGCUCAUUCUCACCAGCUCGGAUAGGUUAUGGUAAUUCCUUUGCCGCCCAAGAGGAGGGUGACCAAGCCAUGUCUGCCUAUCGCACUGCCGCUAGACUAUUUCCAGGGUGUCAUUUGCCAACUCUGUACAUUGGAAUGGAGUAUAUGCGAACUCACAGCUACAAGCUUGCGGACCAGUUUUUCAUGCAAGCAAAGGCGAUAUGCCCUUCGGAUCCACUUGUUUAUAAUGAACUCGGAGUUGUUGCAUAUCAUAUGAAAGAGUAUGGUAAAGCUGUGCGGUGGUUUGAGAAGACAUUGGCCCAUAUACCAUCUGCAUUAACUGAAUCCUGGGAACCAACUGUGGUCAAUCUUGCUCAUGCAUAUAGAAAGCUAAGAAAGGACCGUGAAGCUAUCUCCUAUUAUGAAAGAGCACUUACACUAUCAACUAAAAGCUUAAGCACUUAUUCCGGCUUGGCUUACACUUACCAUUUGCAGGGGAAUUUCUCAGCUGCCAUCUCAUAUUAUCACAAGGCCUUGUGGUUGAAACCUGAUGAUCAAUUUUGUACGGAAAUGUUGAACGUGGCUCUCAUGGAUGAAUGUCAGAACGGGGUUGAUUCAAAGGUUGAGCUCUGCUAGGAAUUGGUCAGUUAAAAUUAACCGCCUUAUUCUAGUUCUUGUUGUAAUUUAUCUGUACUAUCAUCAUUGUGACGCCUAACAUAACUUAUAAUUUAUUCCAUGCAUCAAUAACCAAGAGACUGUUACAAUAUAUUCUUUAAAGGGUCAAAUACACUUCUACUUUUCUUAUUAUCU
Messenger RNA from Arabidopsis thaliana (thale cress), 2308 nucleotides. RefSeq names its product anaphase promoting complex 6 (gene APC6). Gene Ontology annotation, cellular component: nucleus. The transcript has 16 exons. Lineage: Eukaryota; Viridiplantae; Streptophyta; Magnoliopsida; Brassicales; Brassicaceae. The coding region runs from base 503 to 2134 and encodes 543 amino acids. Gene Ontology annotation, biological process: protein ubiquitination. The record is from RefSeq and is marked reviewed.